AUGGUGGUGGUGGCGGAAGAUGGGGGGAUGGUGGUGGAUGUGGGAUAUGGGCAUCAGCAUCAACCUCAGCAUCAACAUCAGCAUCAUCACAAGCAUCAGCAUCAACCUCAGCAUCAACAUCAGCAUCAUCACAAGCAUCAGCAUCAACCUCAGCAUCAACAUCACCAUCAUCACAAGCAUCAGCCUCAGCAUCAACUCCACUCUCAGCAUGAACCCCAGCAUGAACCUCAGCAUGAACCUCAGCAUGAACCUCAGCACGAACCUCAGCAUGAACCUCAGCACGAACCUCAGCACGAACCUCAGCAUGAACCUCAGCACGAACCUCAGCACGAACCUCAGCACGAACCUCAGCAUGAACCUCAGCACGAACCUCAGCAUGAACCUCAGCACGAACCUCAGGACGAACCUCAGCAUGAACCUCAGGACGAACCUCAGCAUGAACCUCAGCAUGAACCUCAGCACGAACCUCAGCAUGAACCUCAGCACGAACCUCAGGACGAACCUCAGCAUGAACCUCAGCACGAACCUCAGCAUGAACCUCAGCACGAACCUCAGCACGAACCUCAGCACGAACCUCAGCACGAACCUCAGCAUGAACCUCAGCAUGAAGUCAUUCCUCCUGACGCCAUUAAACCGACAUCAAGUAAUUACUUGCGCUUGAAAAAAAAAAUAAUAAUAAAAAUUUAAAGAAAAAAAAAUGAAUCAAGAUUUUUUCGUCUUCUUCUUUUUCUUCUUCUUUUUCUU
Molecule: messenger RNA, 744 nt
Organism: Penaeus monodon (black tiger shrimp)
Lineage: Eukaryota; Metazoa; Arthropoda; Malacostraca; Decapoda; Penaeidae
Product: protein TsetseEP-like
Exons: 2
Coding region: 1-687 (228 amino acids)
Source: RefSeq, a predicted model, not a curated record